CAUAUUAAUGUUCUAGUUUUUACGAUGUUCUAGAUGUCUGGUGGAAUCUUUCACUUUACCAAGAACGCUUAAAACUACGGUUAUUUCUAUGAAUGGACUACAACCUCCUCAAGUGACAAAAAAAGGUAUAAAUAUACCCCAAAACAUCAAGCUUUACUCAAGAAAUAGCCACAAGCAUAUACGAUUGCGCAUGUCAGGAGUAGAUGGAAAGGGACUGCGUACAGAUUCUGACGCUCAAUUAGUCCUCGAGUCUGUAGGAUUUGGUGGUCAAGUACAGAUCAAAUCUUCUAGCGGUAAACGUUAUCUUUGUGUAGCUGGUCACGGCGCUUUUAUAGUCAAGUUUUUCAAGAACCAAUCACAGGCGCACAUCGACCAUUGCAUCUUCAUUCAAGGACAYUACAAUGGUUACACGGUUUAUAGAACAAAAGUACACAAAGACUGGUAUCUAGGAAUCAAGAACGACGGAAGAUUAAAAUCCGCAAAGAAGACAUCAAUAACGCAACGAGCAACUCACUUCAUCGAAAUAUAAACAAAGUAAGACAGGACACCAUCUGCUUGAAUUAAGUAUAUUGACACCACCGCAUAUUGCGGAGAUAAUAGUYCCUAGUAGUGCCUUGAAAUAUUUUCAUAUUUGUGAUAAAUAGAGGAUAUUACAUGGGCGCGCGGAGAUACGGAUUUUAUCUUCGAGUGUUGAAAACCAUUCACGAGUGAGCGAAUAGCGAUUUUCAACACGAGAAGAUACAAUUCGUAUCUUCAAGCGACCAUGUAAUAUUCUGUUUAUCAUAUUAUUAUUAGCAAAUUAUGUUUUAAAAUAACUUUUAAUAACCUUCAUUAUAUAGAGAUACCACAAAUGGGUUAUUUUCUUMAGUGAAAAUAUUUUCACUAGUGAGAAUAACAACUUYACGUUAUGGAGAAAUAUAGGUAUUUYAUAGAUAAUUUUAUGAUAAAAAAUGCUUAUCACAAAAUAUGGAAAUGUUUUUUUUAUCCGAAUCCAGUAAUGCUUAAUAAGGAAAAACCAUUUUUAAGGGACGUAAUCUWGAGGGUGUGGCAUKGUGUKGUCCUUAAAGGUGCUGCCACCACUCCUUUACAAAACCUCAUCGUUUCCUGUAUUACCACGUCACUUAAGUUGCUCUAUAUAAAUAGAUAUCUAUUGAUAUCUGGGGAAAGUUAGUAAAUCUAUUUUGGUAAAGAAUCAUGGUUCUUAUUAGACACACAGAGCGAUAUAUUGACAGUGACAGGACAGUCAAGGAUGACUGGCUUUUCUAUACUUCUAAGAAGUGAUGUUUAUCCUUUUAGUUUUAGUAUUACUGGAUUCUAGUCGUUUUAGUAAUAGUAAUAUACGUAUUAGUGAUCGUAAUAUAAGAGUAAUACAGCAAUAUGCAGAUUUAUGAUCUUUUUGACUCAUAUUCCAAGUACAUAUAUAAUAUAUCAGAAAUUAUGGGAUAUCAUAUGUUUUUUUYAAAGAAGUACUGGGCCAGGAAACUUUAAAAAGAUAUUGGUGAUGAUAUCCCAUAAUUUCUGAUAUAUUUCAUUAUAUAUACAUGGAAUUUGAUCGAGUCAAAAAGAUCCUAAUUUCUGCUUAUUGUUGUGAUGUUAUAGUAAUAGAAUAUAAGAAUAAUAGGCCUUCUGCAUGAAAGCGUCACAUAAUACUAAAUCUGCCAUACUGGAUGCCAAAAGAAUGUCAACAACCUUAAGUGAAAGGUCCUGAAACCAUUACGAAAAUAUUUAUUUAUUUAAAUUACAUAAACAGAGCCUCAUGAGUACCAAAGACUGUACAAAUAAUAUAUUUGUAUAUAAAAGAAAGAUUUAUUUAUAUAUUAUUAUUAUUAUAGAAAACGAAGUAUUCUUAAAAAUAUGAUUUUUACAAAUAUUGUAUAAGAGAUUUUAUC
Messenger RNA from Exaiptasia diaphana, 1889 nucleotides. Its product is annotated as fibroblast growth factor 17. Lineage: Eukaryota; Metazoa; Cnidaria; Anthozoa; Actiniaria; Aiptasiidae. Bases 89 to 529 code for a protein of 146 amino acids. The record is from RefSeq and is a predicted model, not a curated record. The transcript has 4 exons. Gene Ontology annotation, molecular function: growth factor activity; type 2 fibroblast growth factor receptor binding; type 1 fibroblast growth factor receptor binding. Gene Ontology annotation, cellular component: cytoplasm. Gene Ontology annotation, biological process: regulation of cell migration; positive regulation of cell population proliferation; positive regulation of protein phosphorylation.